UACCAGUUUAAUGUUGUUGAGGGCCUCGAAUUAUUUUAAGAGAAGGGAUAGGCACCCGGAUUUCAAAUAUAUAGGCUUCCGCUACUCCUGUUAUCUUAUUUCAGCAUCCCUUUCCUUUUCAGAUGUACUUGAAAACUGUCUUCUACAUCUAUCUGUGUCUAAGUUUAUCGACAUCGACUGAAGCUGUAGAUGCAUGUCCAGAUGGUUGGGAGAGGUAUGGUGGGAGCUGCUACCAUGUACGCUACAGCGUUGAAGGCGUUGGUUGGGAGGGAGCGGCCAAGUACUGCGACAGUCUGGGGGCUAGUUUACCGGUCAUCGCCACGCCAAUUGAAAAUAACAAGUUAUAUACCAUGAUCAUCGAACUUGGAAGACGACUUAACUUGGAUUCGGACGCCCAAGUGUUUACCUGGUUGGGAUAUCACAACACGGAUGGGGAAAGAUGGCGGUGGAUUGAGACUGGCAAAGUAUCUACUUAUGAAAAUUUUAACAGUGACGUUUUGAGAGAUCCGGAACCGGACACGUCAAAAUGCGCUGCAGUGUUUUUGUACGGAGAAGAUAUCGGCAAGUGGGACGACUUAGACUGUCAGUUCGCGUCACUCUUACGAUUUAUUGCAUGUGAACGAAUUGUUGAACCAAAAAUAAGGCUUGCUGGCGGCCGAAAUGACUUGGAAGGUAGAGUCGAAAUCAAAAUAGGAAACCGAUGGGGAACAGUUUGUGAUGAUUUCUGGACUGACGAGAAUAGCCAUGUGGUUUGUCGCCAACUUGGAUACCCAAUGUCUGAAUAUUUUCGACCCGGAUCUCCUUCUAACGCGGGAUCUGGCACGAUUUGGCUGGAUGACGUCAAAUGUACUGGUGAAGAACGUUUUUUGACGUCAUGCCAACAAGCAGAGUUUGGGACCAGUGAUUGCAAGCAUAAUGAAGACGUCUGGAUAAAGUGUUAUAAAGAGAGCCAGCGGAAGAAUGCAAUUCCAAAAUGGUUUAGUGCCACAAAUAAAUGUUAUGAUUGGGAUGCACGAUGUGAUAAUGGUAACUGCUAUUCAGUUUGCAGCGACCAGAGUCUUGUCCAAGAGAUUAUUCCGCAUCGUCUUCGAGUCACAACAUCACACACUGAUCUCAGUGCUCUUGAUCAAUACAUUCCUGACGGCUAUAAUACUGUGAACAACAUGGAAUUAUUUUCUCAAAACGCCAUUGUAAACCAAAUGUUUACACCGAAUUUUCAUCUUCAGGUCAUGACGAGGCGGUUGCAAUUAGAAAAUACAGCUAUUCUCAGUUAUGAUGACGUCACCAAAUGCUACCAAUUUCACAUUCUGACCCACGAAGGAACAGUCUAUUAUGUUUUCAGUGGCAGUCUUAGAGGUUACUCUGUAGCGAUCUAUGCAGAAACACUUCACAUUCCCAGUAGUUUUUGUUUACACUUAAUCAGGUCACCUUUAGCAAAUAUCCCAACAGUUCCAGCAGAGUACACAGCGUUGUCAAUCACAUGUGUUGGUGUUCAAUCGUUGUCUGUAAGCCGAGGUAAUAAUGAUGAUUGUGCAAAGAACAUGAUGCUUGAUACCAUUUCCUUUAUAAUUAACCUGGGACCAUCAAAAGAAAUAUUGGAAUGGGUUAUCAGUAUAAAAUCCAAAAUACUAGUUAGGGUAGAAAAUGAAGUGCGAUUCGUUCCCAGUCUCUCUCAUCGUAGCUAUGAAUCAUUAUUACGAACAUAUCAAAAUGACCUGGAACUACUCGCAGAUGGCCUCCAAAACUUUUUAGACAAGGACACUCGCUUUGACGAAAAGAUAGAAAUACUAGAGCUGUUCCGAUCGAAUGCUAAAGAUGUGCUAGCUGCCAGAGAGCUUGAAUAUACCAACGGACUAAACGAAAUCGCGGUGUCUAAGAAAACCAUUGAGCUUCUCCAAAAAGAGUUUAAUGCUUUACAACCUAAAUUAGAAAAUGUUAGAAGGAAAUUUGAAUCUGAUGUCAAAAGUUACGCAAUCAGAAAAUCGUUCCAAGCUUUUUUUAGUUUAGUAGAAGGUAUUGCAAACGUCUUUGGUAAAGCUAAGAAAGAUGAGGAGGAUGUAUCUGUUAAAGACAUCUUUAAAGUUGUAGGCCUAGGAUUUCUUGACAUCUUGAAUCUGAUAUUUACAAUAACUAAAUUAUUUAAGACAAUAGACAACGUCGAUUCUUAUAUCGAUGGUAAAUCUAAUCCUUCAUCUCAAGAACUCGAAUCAUAUAUAACAUCAAUGCACGAAUUGUCAAAUCUUCAACUGACUGUGUUGACAUGGCAGUCCUUAGAAAACGCCGCCGACGGUCUUCUUAGUCAGGGAAAAGUUACGGAGAUUCCCAGUGCUGGUGAGUAUAGACAAAUAGUGUCUGACGUAGCAGAUUAUGGGCGCGCGUUGACAGAGGAAAUGAUCAGGCACACGCAGCUUCUUCUCCAGAAGAUCGAAGAUAUGCAGUGGCUCAACGUCAGUAGAAACGAGGCGGAACGGCUAGAAGACGUCAUUCAGAAGGCAAAGGAACAACAAAUUAAUCUUCAUUUCAUUUUCUCCGAGCUUGAUUUCCAAAUUUAUUUUAUAAAAUAUUCCGUAAAAGAUACGGUGAACACGUUCUGCAAAUCUAAGUUUUACUAUCAGUUUUAUGAAUGUGACGUUGCUAGUCUACCAGUGAUGUCCGAUUCAAUCCGGCUGGUGCGUCAGAAAAUUGGGUCGUUGCUGAGAAGCCAGCUUCUAGGUUUGGUCAAGUUUUCAUAUGGACGUACGCAACCGAUUAUUAUCACGAAAAAAUUGAGAGAUAAAAAGGAUUGUUCCCGGCGAGGUAAAUACGCAAAUAUUGCUGACUGUCCAGUACUUUCCUUCAAGCGCAAAAACGUUGUUUACUUUUUUAUUGGAUUGAACAGCACAGAGUUUCUUGAACUUUAUCGUGUUCGCAUUGAAAAAGUAAGAAUUUAUCUGAAUGGUGAUAUUGGCAAAAAUAAAGAAGGGUCAGGUUGGGAUGGUCGAUUAUUUGUUGAAGAGGGGAAAAAUAAAAAAGUGAGAUUGGAUAUCCAGACAACAGGCGUAUUUUACGACCGCCAUGGCACACAAAAUUUUGGAUUUACAGGUAUUCAAGUUAAUAAGAAGUUCGAGUACCGGAUUGGUAACCGAGAAACUCCGAUAUUGGAUGGCGAUAUAUAUAGUGCCGAAGCAAACUCAUUCGUGAACACGACCCCAUUCACGACGUGGUGCAUACGUGCUCCUGUUGAUAAAAAUGCACACUUAAAUCUCGACAACCUUUCAAGCAUCGAAAUACAUUUCUUUGGGACGGCUGUUGUUGGAUAUUGAAGAAAUUGGCAUGCCAUUUAUUCAACAUAUAAUAUAUUAUUGAUAAUUAUUAAUUAUUAUAUACCAUUUUAUUGGAUUUAUUUUGAAACAGCGCCGCCAACGUCUCUAAACUCACUGGAGCACUUCCAGCGGUCUAUUUGUGCUCGUUAAUAAUUUAGUUUUAUCGUUAAUUUAAUUCAUGGUGGUAGCUAGGUAGAGCAAACUGCUAGGCCUUAGAAAGUCCCCCAGUGGUAGUUGCCAGGUUAUCGGAAAUGUUUAUUUCAAAUUUCGUGAAAAUGGUCUAUUACUAUCAUUAAUAAUAAUUACCAUUAAAAAUUAAUUAUUUUUAAAUAAUAUAAAUUUUUUCUAGAUUUGUAUUGAUUUAAACUAAAAUAUUAUUUAGGUGGAAUGGAAAUAGCCAGAUAAGGAUGGUUAAACCAUGGAGAAAUUUGUUUAUAUAAACAUUUUUAUUGAUAAAUAUUGCUUAUUAUGAAUAAUCCUUUUAUUACUAUUACUAUAAUUAAUGAUAAUUACCAUUAAAUUUUUAGAUUUGUUGUACUGAUUUAAACUAAAAUAUUAUGUAGGUGAAAUGGAAAUAACCAGAUAAGGAAGGUUGUUUGAUGCAGGGUCUUUAUGAUGUUCAUGAAUUUAGCGUCAAUUGUCAUUAAACGGUCAUCCUUAUUUCUGGCAAUAUUAUUAUUAUAAUAUUAUUUUAUACUGAAUAAAAAAAAAGACAUUCACCGUUUGUGUGUUCUGAUAGAUAGUGAGAGUAAAAUUCAAAAGUAAAAUGUUUAACUUGAUCAAAUUGAGCUCAAAUCUAGUUUCUAGUUGCUACUUGCUGUCACUGAUUACAAGUAACACAAAAAUAAAAAUACUGUACAAGUAUAAUAAUUAUACUGAGUGACACCCAUAAAUGUCACAGUGGCGGAUCAAGGAAUUGAAAAUAGAGGGGCCCCACAAAGAGGGUCUAGACCACCUCAGCCCCACCAUGUUUGGGGCUGAGGUAAGAAAAUACAUGAUUAAUGCACCUCUAGAUGACUUUUUUGAUAAUUUGGAAAAAAUAAAGGGGAGGGCCUGAACCCGCCACUGUGUCAUAUUUAAGAGCUAUCAGAAUCUACUGAAAUUAAUAAUAUUAACAAAACAAGUGAAUAUUGUAACAUGAAGAACUUAGUAUUUUUGCAAAUAGUAUUUUAUUUGACAAUAAAAACUAAUAUACAACC
This is a messenger RNA of Anneissia japonica, 4501 nucleotides long. RefSeq lists its product as uncharacterized. Gene Ontology annotation, cellular component: membrane. Bases 123 to 3302 code for a protein of 1059 amino acids. The record is from RefSeq and is a predicted model, not a curated record. The transcript has 8 exons. NCBI's taxonomy places the organism in Eukaryota, Metazoa, Echinodermata, Crinoidea, Comatulida, Comatulidae.